Pseudocercospora fijiensis CIRAD86 is the source of this 2553-nucleotide messenger RNA. RefSeq lists its product as uncharacterized. The transcript is spliced from 15 exons. The record is from RefSeq and is a predicted model, not a curated record. Bases 1 to 2553 code for a protein of 850 amino acids. NCBI's taxonomy places the organism in Eukaryota, Fungi, Ascomycota, Dothideomycetes, Mycosphaerellales, Mycosphaerellaceae.
AUGGCCGCCGGUUUGUCACGCCAGAACAUCUCCAUCAACCACACGCAGCUGACACCGCCACUUACCACACCAGACCAUAUAAAUCGAACCCGUCCCACAACCCAGCCAACCUCCCUGAACGCCAGCAUGCCGCCAUUCACCUCACGCCUCGCACCUCCAUCGCACGCGCCUUCUCACGCACCAUUGCCUUUCACACUAUCCAACCACGAAGAAGAAAAAGAACCAGAAAUCCUUUCUUUAGAAUCGCAAGCACCAUCUCCAGAAUCAAGUAAGACAUCACUCUCCUCACAACCCUCCAUCCAAUACCUUCUCGCUCCAAGCAGAACCCCCUCUCUGCGCACUUGCACGGAAAUCUGCUACUCGCGUUCUCACUUGAAGGUGACUCCCUGCUCAGCAAAGUUUGUUUGGAUGGGGAAACAUUGGAUUAUCGUGGGGAGAGAUUUCUUGCGAGAAGGAGGAGAUGACUGGCACACGAAGCUGGUCACGGGGAAUGCAGAGGGCGGUGAAUGGAGAGGAGAGGAGAGGAGAGGAGAGGAGAGGAGAGGAGAGGAUUUUGAAUUGCAAAAUGAUAUUCUCAAGCUAUGCUCUGUUGCGUUGCACGUCACUUACUUCCUCUCGCUUGUUUCACGUAUGUGCCUCCAGUCCCAGCAGAGUAGUGUCGGAUUCCCGCGCCACCAGUCGAGGAAGAUUCGAGACUGGGAGUAUGAGGCCAGCUGGAGGUUGAGGGGAAGCGACUGGAAGAGUGUAGCGUACCAUCUUGCCUUGAACACGGUCGGUCAUAGCAAGAGACAUGCUCGCAAAGGUUCCUCUAGCAAUAGUAGUAGUGCAGGAUACCAUUCACAUCUGGUGCAGCCCAUAUUGAUGCUCGCUGCUGGCAACAGAAGUUCUGUCGUGCCAAACGCCAAAGAAAGACUGCAAUCGUCGCCGGGCGCCACCGGAGGUCAUCUGGGGAUUUAUGUCAGCGAGGGCGUGAUGAAUGGAGUCCUCUUUUGCGGGCGUCGUCUGAGGGAUGGGGGCGAUGAGUUGUGGUAUUCCUGUGGCAAUGGCCUUGUUCUCCGAGGAGGAGAUAUUGUGGAGUCGUUGGGCUGCGAAGCAAAAGUUUCAGUGAUUGGAGUUCAAAGAUGGAGGUUUACAAUGGGAUGCACAAGUGGUCGUGCUGCUGCUCCUUUUGGUGUUGUUGUUGUUGCUGCUGCUGCUGCUGCUGCUGUUGGGCGCUCAGGCAAGCGCUUCUAUGAGGGUCAGUCUUUUCUCGUAGGAGAUGGAAAAAUCGAGAGCAUACCAAAGGCGAUGCCAUUUGGUGGGCUUGCUCGGCCAUCCAGAGUAGCCGCCAAUACCAAAGUCUGCCAUGGCCUUGAUGCUGGUGCACUGGUCAGCGUCAACGAGAGGUUCUCAGCGGAUGAAGGGAGCGUACGCAAUGCACCGCUCGGUGAGGGCAACAGAGGCACAAACGCCGGAGGAGUUGUUGUGGACAGGCUGGCCCAAUGCAGAGGCGUUGAUGCUGAGCGAAGGCUUGCGUCAGGGGUGGCCGGUGCUCGUAGGCAGCUCUUGUCGCGGCAACCUCACGCACAGCAUCAACAAUCUCCUUCCCUCCACCACCACCACCACCACCACCACCACCUUCUCACUCUUCUUCCCCAUCACCAUCACCGCAGGCGCGCCUCAUCGCCGCUGCCACUUGUUCAUUCAUUCACCUACAUGGGUCUUGUUCCUUCUCGGCAACUUCCACUCUCCGCCACGCGGCCUCGACCAUCUCGUCGUCGCCGCUGUCUGGACGGUCAAGCCUCGCCAGGUGAGUCAGCAUACCAGCAACACCAUCACUUUGCGAUGAUGAGCUUGGCCUGCACCACUACACUUGCAGUACCGAGCAUUGAUGCUCCACUUAUCGACGAGGACCUCCCUUUCAAGCCCAUGUGGUUCGAUGGGCAUGAGAGCGGUCUGAUCACGCGUCCAAGCAACCUCAAGCCCGUCUCUUGUUGUGGUUCGACGGUCGCUGACGCGUUCAAUCUUUUAGUCAACCAUCCCCUUGCCGUUGCGACCACUUCACCGUCAUCCCACUGUCGACUGGCAUCUUCAUCAGGUAAGCAACACCAUUCGCACCGUCUCCAUUCGUUCAAUGAUGACACCAAAUCGGAUACACACUUAUUGAUGAGGACGCGUCCAACCAAGCCUACUCCUACUGUGGUUCGGUGGACAGCAGCCUCGCUGAUACCAUCACAUCGCGAAACUCUGAGAACAUCACUGAAAAACACAUGCAUCCUCUUUUCUGUUGCGUUCAGGACGCUGACACAUUCUUUUGCAGAUCACGCCUCCAUGAGAGUCGGCCGCAACACAACGGACACUCGUUCUACAGCCAGUCCUUUCGCCGCCACCAAGAUUCCACCGGAUUGUCAACAUCGCUUCAAGCAACACCUUCCACCUGUGCCACACGGUAAGCUCGCAUUUCCCUGCCCUCCAAUUGCCAAUGAUGACAUCCGCUCUAAACUGAACUCGAAUGGAGACGACCUGACAGUGGUUCUCGGCUCGAAAUUAGAACAGAUUCUGAGGCUUCCUUGA